CAAGCAGCAGCAGCAGAGGAGCGAGAAAGACAGAGGCCAAGCGCACGUCAUAGGGCAGCACGCGAAAUACCGUCUGCGAACGGCGUGUGUGGCCUCUCGUCGGGCUCUCUCUCUCUCUCUCUCUCUGUCGUCUCAUCAGGUGUUUCUCGAGUGGAACUUUGUCACUCGUCUUUGUUCCACCUCCUCGACUCGAUCGACUCCCAAGUGACGUUUCACCAUAAUGCCGUCGGUCAGGAGGAUGAUACUGGGCCACGUGAUGUCGGGUAUGUGUGCCAAAAUCAAUCGCAAGAAGAAAAUCGAUGGCGACAUGAUGGAGACACCCCUGAGCAGAUGUCUCUCGACCUUUGACAUAACUCUCCUGGGCGUCGGUCACAUGAUCGGAGCCGGCAUCUACGUGCUGAUCGGUACGGUGGCCCGCGACACCGCCGGGCCCGGCAUAACGCUGAGCUUCCUGCUGGCCGGUCUGGCUUCCCUCCUGGCGGCCCUCUGCUACGCCGAGUUCGGCGCCAAAGUGCCAAAGGCCGGAAGCGCCUACGUCUACGCGUACGUGUCGGUGGGCGAGUUCUGGGCCUUCGUCAUCGGCUGGAACAUCAUCCUCGAGCACAUGAUCGGCGCCGCGUCGGUCGCCCGGGCCUGGAGCGGCUACGUGGACUCGCUCUCGGAUCGGGCCAUCAGCAACCUGACGCGCCGUCUGAUGGCCGGCCACAGCAUGGACGAGCCCUGGGGCACGAUACCCGAUCCGCUGGCCUGCAUCCUGUGCCUGCUCUACGCUCUGCUGCUGGCCAUCGGCGUCAAGUGCUCGGCCGCCGUCAACUCCAUCCUGACUCUGGUCAAUCUGGCGGUCAUGGCUCUGGUGAUCGGUCUCGGCUUCUACUACGCCGACCUGUCCAACUGGAACUAUCGGGGCCAGGGCUUCCUCCCCUACGGACUCGGGGGUGUGUUCGCGGGCGCCGCCACGUGCUUCUACGCCUUCAUCGGCUUCGACUCGAUAGCGACGUCGGGCGAGGAGGCCCGCAACCCGAGCCGCAGCAUACCCCGGGCCACGGGCCUGUCCAUGGGCAUCGUCACCGUCGGCUACAUCCUCGUGGGGGCGGCCCUCACACUGGUUGAGCCCUACAGUCGCAUCAGUCGGAGCGCAGCCCUGCCCGAGGCCUUCGCCGCCAAGGGCAUACCCUGGGCCAAAUACGUCAUCAGCGUGGGCGCACUGUGCGGCAUGACGACGACCUUGUUCGGCUCGCUGUUCUCCCUGCCCCGCACCAUGUACUCGAUGGCCAGCGACGGUCUGCUGUUCGGCUUUCUGGCGCGGGUCAGCAAGCGCACCCGCGUGCCCACCCUCAAUCUGGCCAUCAGCGGGGUCUGCAGCGGCCUCGUGGCUCUGCUCUUCGAUCUCGAUCAUCUGGUGGAGUUCAUGUCGAUCGGCACCUUCCUGGCCUACACCAUCGUCUCGGCGAGCGUCAUCGUGCUGAGGUACCGACCUCCGGCGCCGCCCUCCGGCGCCAUGGACACGACCGUCACCUCGGAUACGACCACCUGUAGCGCUGCUGCUGGCGGGGGCAACUCGACGCAUCAACUCGCCUCGCCGGUCACCGACAUGAUCAUGGACUCCGAGUGCCAGAGCAUCUUCAGCUCCAUCGAGUCGCAGGUAGAACCAAUUGGACGAUUCGUCGUCGAUCGGCAUCGUCCUUCAUUCGGACGUUCUCGUCCAUUUCCGUUUCAGCUGCUCAUCCAGGGCUACUGCACCGACGGCGUCGGCCGAGUGAAGCCUCGCUACGUCUGGCUGUCGAACCUGCUGGGCAAUUGCGAGCCCGGCAGCGCCGUGACCAUGUGCAUCGUUUGCUACUCCGCCUCGUGCAUCUCCUUCUGCGCUUUGCUCGUCGUACUGUCGCAGAACUCCGUGUCGCCGGCCUGGUACGAUUAUCUGCUGCUGCUCAAUCUCUUCGUCAUCAUCGUCAUCAGUUUGCUGGUCAUAGCGGCUCAUCAGCAGAAUCCCCCUCAUCCGGACGGAACGGACACUUUUCGGGUUCCUAUGGUUCCAUUGGUGCCGGCGCUCAGCAUAGCUUUGAACAUCGCCCUCAUGUUCCACUUGUCCAUGUUGACGUGGUUGCGCUUCCUCGUUUGGAUGGUUAUUGGUUUUCUCAUUUACUUCCUGUACGGGAUACACUACAGCAAAGAAGCCGUCGAUCCAACUUCCUAUGCGGUGCUGAUGGAGACGGCCGAAGCCGAGCGAGGUGCCAAAUGGGGCUCGUGCAGUCUCAGACUCAACCGCAAGAGCGACGCCAUGCAGCCGAUCGAUGGUAACGAUGACUUUUCGCAUUGAGAUCGGGUUAGGGAGCCGGUGGCAGGCGAUCGUGGCCACGCCAAGAUUUCUAGAAGAAAGACCAAUCCCGUUGCUUUGUCCUUUGUAUAGAUUCGCUGAAAUUGUGAUAAAGCUGAGCGCUGACCUGCUACGUCGUUCCAAAUAGAUCCUAUGGCAACUCAAGACGGCAUAUAUAAAAAUGUUACUUUUUCUACUAGAAAGUCUCAAUGAAAAAUAUCAAAACGAACCAAUUAAUCUAAAAGUCAAACGUUUCAUUUUUACCUCAGAAUGAAAAAAUUCUUUUGCUCAAAAUCGUUACACAAAAAGAAGACUGAACAAAAAAAUAAACAAAUGCAACAAAUCAGUGUUACGACGAAUAGAUAUUCAGCUGCACAAUCGAGUGGGUUUGGAUGUUUCGAUCAAAGAUGUUUCGUCUGCAGCGCAAGUACGAUAGUAAAUCACCGGUCUACGAGAAUCAAAAAUCUUUUUUACACAAACAUCGCCGUUAUCGUAUGAAUGAAAAUUUUAUGUUGAUUCUAGACAAUAUUCACACAAAUGUUGUUCAACAGACAAUGUUGACAAUUUGUCGUCAUUCUGUACCUAAAAAGAGUAAAAAAACGAUAUAUAAUAUAUUAUAUUCAUAGGCACAAAAAGUGAUUAUAUAUCUAUGUAUAAAUUAUUGCUAAAAAUUAUUUUAAAGAAUGUAUAGCAGAAAUGUUAACGUUGCCUUCUGGAAAACGAUGAUAAUUCCAAGUGUCUUUGUACAUAGUAAUAAUAUAAUUUUAAAUUGUUAUUAUUCCUAAUUUGUUACAUGUAUGCAAUAUGUGGAAUUAUUUUUAUUGCGUUCUAUUCUGAUUUAGUACUUGAAUGUAACCUUUAAUUAUCUCGGUAAAAUCUUUUGUUUGUCCAUUGUUAUACGUGCGUUAAAGUGCGUGGUCGAAAAAAUGCUGUUUAAUUGUUUAUACUGUACAAGAGAAUCGCAUACAAAAGAAUAAAAAUAUA
Messenger RNA from Trichogramma pretiosum, 3298 nucleotides. Its product is annotated as cationic amino acid transporter 4. Gene Ontology annotation, biological process: amino acid transport; transmembrane transport. The coding region runs from base 221 to 2317 and encodes 698 amino acids. NCBI's taxonomy places the organism in Eukaryota, Metazoa, Arthropoda, Insecta, Hymenoptera, Trichogrammatidae. Gene Ontology annotation, cellular component: plasma membrane. The record is from RefSeq and is a predicted model, not a curated record. The transcript is spliced from 5 exons. Gene Ontology annotation, molecular function: amino acid transmembrane transporter activity.